Acanthaster planci (crown-of-thorns starfish) is the source of this 1116-nucleotide messenger RNA. RefSeq names its product TLC domain-containing protein 5-like. NCBI's taxonomy places the organism in Eukaryota, Metazoa, Echinodermata, Asteroidea, Valvatida, Acanthasteridae. The record is from RefSeq and is a predicted model, not a curated record. Gene Ontology annotation, cellular component: membrane.
AUGGAGCUCAGCCCAGCCGCCAUCUUGUUCAUUGUGGUGACGUCAUUUACCCUAUGGAGCGCCCUCCAUGGCCUUCAAUGCCUCCUUCUACCUCAUCAGACGAACGAGUGGAACUACCGGGUGGUGGUAACCGUCCAUUCGGUGACCAUGCUUGUUUUGGGGGCAGCAUUUGAAUUGUUCAUCGACCCAUGGCGUUUCCCCCAUCUAGUUUCCCCGCCAGGCCAACCGUCCAACAGCAAGGAGUUGGCAACUCUAGCAGUGUGUCUUGGCUACUUUAUCUACGACUCAAUUUACACCUUGUACAGUGGCAAAACUGUGUCAAUGAAUGUCCACCAUGCGGUGUGCGUUGCAGGUCUCUGCGUAGCCUUGACAUCAGCCGUCAGCGGUGCCGAAAUCCUCUUCUGCCUCUUCCUGGGAGAACUGACCAACCCACUGUUGCAGGUGCGCUUUUUCCUGCGUGCCGCAGGCAUGACAAAACACAUCCUGUACGAGGUGAACGACGUCUUGUUUUUGGUGACGUUUAUUGUUAUACGUAUCGGCCUCGGCUCGUACCUGCUCUACUGUGUCCUCAUGGAUCCGGUGCUUCAUUUGUUUUACAAGACGGGUGGGAUUGCACUGCAUCUCAUUUCGGUAGUUUUCAUGGGAGAAAUGCUGACGGUUAGUUAUAAGAAGUACAUACAGAAAAAGAAUGUGUGAUGAGAUUUCACUGGAUUAAAGAAAAACGUGCACACUUGUGGUAACAGAACUGCCAUUGCCGGAAAACAGUGCGUAUAGGUUGUAUUGGAUUUUAUGGGUUCUGUUGGAAUUAUGUAGCGAAACCAAAAGAAAGUAACUGCAAUCAUGCUCUAAGAACAACCGCCCCCAUGUGCCUAACUAAAUCAAAACCAACAAACACAGAAUCAAACGUAAGGAAACCGAACGAAAAACAUUAAAUAAACGACCAGGACAAACGUACAGUGUGAUCGAGACCACGACCAAGCUCAAAUUUAGAAAAACAAACAAAGCAAAAACAAACACUACGGUACCAAACCAAAAAGGGUCGGUGACAGUUUGAUAGUUGAAAAUUACCAGCAAAUUGAGUCCAAGCCUUAUUGCAGCAUCAUUUUCAUGCACGGA